AUUGAUAUUUCCGGUGUUGAAAAGGACAAGUUACAGACGAAAUGUUUACGUUAUUCUGGUGGGAUCAAGGAAAACAGUCUUAUCUUGUACUGACAACCAUUGUCAUUCUCCGAAUCUAUCAUUCAUUACGUAUAGAAAAGCUUGACUUCUCGUAUAAAUCUUAGAACCUGUUUCCCUCUCAGAAAGAACUCUUAAACGUUUCCCUCACGUGGAAAAACCACAAACUAUUUAUGAAAACAUUACAUCAUAUGCAAGUUUAACUACAUGUGAAAAAAAUAAGGAUACAUUUUCAGUUUCAUACUCAUAGUAGAAAAUCUCCCUUUUUCUUCCUCAUGGAACCACACAGACAUCGAAGCUUACUGAGCAGUUCUAGAUUGCAUGUAACUUGAUGUAAAGACAGUGAAAUAUUUGGUUGCUAUUAAGAAGAAUGGAGAAUGAGAAUCACAGGUCUUCGUCAGAACUUGGUUUAUCUCAGCCAUUGGGAUUUCAGGAUUUCGAUUUGCAAGAAAAUCAUAUAUGGUGUGAUCAGUGUAAAAGUCUUAAACAGGAAUUAAAAAAAUUGCAAGAUGAACAUGCCUUGAAUUACAGCACUCUUAAAAAGAAGAUUAUAUCUACAGAUUUGCUGAUAAAGAAGUACAAGUCUAAGUGUGAUGAUUAUGAUGUUCAAACUAAGAGACAUGAAGAUUUCUUCAAGAAAUAUGAAGACCUACAAAGGGAAUCAGAAACUUUAAAUACACAACUAGGAUCUACUCUUCAACAACUGGAACCAUUGAGAAAGGCCAAGACCAUCCUAGAGGCUGACAAUAAACAGAAACUUCAAGAAGUACAAUCCUUGAGAGAUCGACUGGCUGGCUUAGAGUUGACACUGCGGCAGUAUGAAGAAAUGAGUAGAGAGACAACCACAUAUAAAGACAGAUACGAUGUAUUAAAGAAAGAAAACCAGAAGAAAAUGCAGAACUUGGAAACAAUAAACCAGAAAAAUGAAGCGCUGCUAACUAAAGUGAGAGAUGAAAACAAGAAUUUACGGUCAGAUGGUUCAAAUCAGUUGAGAAAACAAAGAAAAUUGGAAGAGAAAAUGAAAAGGCUUGCUGAUAGAGUGGAAAGAUACUGGGGGAUACUUAGACAAAAUGGAUUGUUACCAAAGGGAGAAAAGAAACUUCUUACAGAUUAUGGAGAUUUCUCAGUGUCACAAGAUGAAGAAGAAAAUGCAAAUGAGGAAAAUGAAGAAGAAGAGGAAGAAGAAGAAGCAUCUAAUGAGAGUAAUAAAUUUCCGUGGAUUUUCAGUCCUUUGGUUCAGGCCUUGUCACCAUUACCUCCAUCACCAAUGCCUUGUAGGAUGAACAAGCCUAUGAUAGGUAAUAUGGAAAGUGACGAAGAAAACAUUGAUGAUAUGGCAAAUAUAUUGGAAUCUGAACUUUUAAGGUCAUCACCUGUUCGGCAAACAUCAAGGUCACAGUCCUUACUGAGGAAAGUUCAAACACUAUCACCAUUGGUGGAAAUUAAACAAAAACCAAAAAAUAAAGUUUCAAAUAUUAGUAAAAAUGACAGUAAAAAAGAAUUACUCAAAUCAAACUCUUUUAUAAAGAUGAAUGAAGGUGAAGUUGAAAGUUUAUCGGAUUCCGAUUCUGAAAAUGUGAUAUCUAAUGAAAUGGAUGUAAACUUGACUGGAAAACAAUCACACGACAACUUAGUGUUAUCAUUGGAUAGUUUAGAGAAACCUAAUGAAAAAGGUGACAAUUUAGAAAAAGUAUUAGAAAGUGAGAAGACAAGAAGUGAAAAAUCUGAUAGCAAAGUUGAACUGAGUGAACAUUCUGCAUUUAAGAAAUUCAACCCUAAAACAAUAAUAGAUAUGCCUAUAAAAUCUAAAGCAGUAAAACAAACUGAACCUGUUCAAAAAGCAGCUUGCUUAGAAGUUUAUCCUAAUGAAUUCAUACCAGUCAAACCUUCAGAGGACAAAUGUGUUGACAAAAUAAGUAAAAACAAGCCCUCUUUGAAUACAUCUCGUAAAAUUGAAUUUGCUGAGAAACCAGCUGGUGAUGGAUUGAAAACAAAGAAUGCAAAUAAAUUAGCAGAUAAAAUGAAUAAAAGUGAUACAAACCAGAGGACUGAUACAGGUUUUAUUGACAAUAAUAGUUUAAAAAAGAAGAAAGAUUCUGGUGAUUAUGGAUUUGAUUUAGAUGACCUAGUUUAUGACAAUUGUAAUUUGGAAGAUAAUGCAACCAGAGAGUUUUGUGAAACUCCAAAUUUGGAUGAUCUCCCUUUGGUAAAGAAAAAGGAUGAAAAUAUUUUACAUCAGCAAGAAAAACCUCUAUGCAAAUCAGAUGACAGUCAACAGCGAUCUCAAUCAGAAAAUACUCAAAAAGAUUCUUUACACAUAAAGUGUGCUAAGGAUGAAAAUAGAAUACAAACUUCUGAAAAAUUGACUAGGAAUAUGAUCAGACAGGAAAGUGGUGGUUUUGCAUUGAAAUCACAAUCUUCUUUAGAAAGUGAGAAUUUGUAUUCAAAAUCUUCAAGUAGUCAAGUUAUACAAAAUGAAUUAUCGAGAACUGGUGAUCUUUAUUCUAAUGAGAACUUGGAUGCAGUUGUGAAAAAAAAAGUUGAUAUCGAAAAAGAUAAAAACCUCAAAACAAAGGAUGAAAUGACUGUAAAUAAAAUAGUACAGAAAGAAAGUGCAGCUAAACAUUCAGAUAGAAAAAUAUCUCACCAGGAUAGCUUAGGAUUUAAAGUUGAUAUCAUUGACAAUCAUGUGGAUAAUUCGGAUUGUAAUUUAAAUACUGAAUUGAGAACAGCACAUGCUGGUCUGGAGGGGGUUAAUGUCAGUGAACCAAAUGUUGAAAAGGAAAUAGUUUCCUCUGUUAUUUGUGAAAAGAAUAAAAAGAGUGAAAAUGACAUAUUAAAAGAAAAAUAUUUAAAAUUUAUUGAAUCAAGAAGAUCUAGUCAGGAUAGUAUUGCAGUUACAGAAAGAAUUUCUGCCGAUAUUGAACUGAAAAUGUCUUCUAAGGGAGAUAAUAAAAAUGGUGAUAAAAACAGUGAGAGAGAUAAUUAUCAAACAAAUUCAAGUGAGAAAAGUAAAAUUAAAGAUUUGAAGGAAGACUUACCUCCAGCAAAAGUUAAGAAAAAAAAUAAGGAUAAGAAGAAAGUUAUAGAAAAAAACAAAAACAAUGAUAUUGGACAGAUUUGUAAUUCUGCAAGUGAAUCUAGUCAAGUAAACAUUCCAACAAAGACUCUUCAUCAGUUAGUUCUUCAUGGAUUAAAUACUAAAACUGUUCCUUCCUCAACAGUGAUAUCACCAGAUAUACAUGAUGUUUGUUUUAAGAUCGAGAGUCGACCGAAGUCUUUACAUUCCCCGUUACCACUUUCACCAUUAACUGUUUCACCAUUUGAUUUUACCAUUCCAAUGAUGAUUUCACCACUACCUCCAUCACCAGCUCGACAAAGUGAACCAGUUUCACCGCUUCCUGGUUCCCCGUGGAUAGAGGAUGAUGUCUCUGAAACUCAUUCAAACAGGAGUACACCAGCCAAUGUUCCAAAGAAAAGAACAAAGAGUCGGCCAUGUAGCUUCUCAUCCAGUGUGCCAACACAUGCCAUACAUGUUAAACCUAUCAGUGCCUGUAAUACAGCGUCUACUAGCACUGACCAGACCAGCAGUGCCAAGAAACCAGUGCCUGCUGAGAGGGAUCCAUUAACUUUAAACAGAAAGCAAAGAAUUAGCAGAGUUCCAAAACAAGGAGCAGCGCUAAAGCGAAAAAGUUUAGAACCUAUAGCAAGUGAAAUCCAAGAAAAGAAAAAGUGUACGAAAGAAAAGAAAUCUGAAACCCAAGAGGAGAAGGUUGUCUUAAAGCAGGAAACAGGGUAUUGGAAAGAUGUUGAGAUAUACCUACAGCAGUAUAUAUGUUUGUACCACAUGACCCCAGAGGAUAUCAAGGUCAAGUUACUUACAGACAAAGAUCCUGCUGCUGUAUUGCCCGCUGUUAUACUAUGGACAACUCAGUAUUUGAGAAGUAGUGAGGAGGAGAUGUUAAACACUAUGUAUAGAUCUUGUCAAAAUAAAGAGGAAACCAAACCAGGACCAUUCCUCACUACACAGGAGACAAGACUGGUAGAUCUAGUUGUUUACAUAAUACACAACAACAUAUGGGUUGAGUUUAAGACGAGAUUGUUAGAUGCUUUGUGGAAUUGUAUCAUGCUGAGAGAUGUGGUAACCAUUCUAGGAAGAACAGCACUUUGUCGAAUGUUCACAGGAAUAUGCCAGAAAGAAGGAAAUGUUGACUUUGUCAGAGUACUGUUUUACCGUAUAGUAACCAGUGGUUACCCAAGGUAUAUAACCCUUGGUUUGUCAAUAAUAGGAGUUUGGCCUGAAGUCUUGUACAAAACUAAUACAGAUCCAAGUAUUUUGCUAACAACAUUUGAAUUUUGCAUUAUGAAAAUUUUACUAACAGAUAAAGAAAAACAUGAAAAGGUGAUUGUGUGUUACUCUACAUUGUGUAAUUGGUCCAAACCACAAAACAUGGAGGCUCCUGCAGUGAUGAGGAUAUUGUUACAAGAGUUACUGAAAAUUACUAAACAAGAUGAGACUGACAGUGUUAUUUCUGACCAACAAUUUGAGGUUUACAAAAGUUUGGAAUUGUUGCUGUUAACAGAGGACUCAGAAUUCUACAAGAACAGUUUUACUCCAAUUUGUUUGAAUCAGUUUUUCCAAAAAAUAAAGGGAAAAGCUAAUUUGAAUGGAGGAUUUCCUCUAAUGUACAUUAAAAGUAUUGUCAGUAUUGCUGCUACUAUAUUGGGAAGAAAAAUGGAUCCUAAAUUUGCAGCAAAAAAUACUAGAAAAUUUAUGCUUGGUCUGUUGUUAUCGGCAACAGUUUCCGUGGAAGCAAAAGAACUUAUUGGCAACGCUUUGUUGGAUGUUGCCUUUAUAGCUCCUAUGCCUAUUUUUACUCAGUUAAAGGAAUGGUUUCAGAAAGACCAGAAAAGCAUAUCUUCUCAACUGAAACAACGUAUUGAACAUACUAGAACUAUGUUGACAUCAUAUGAAGGGAAAUUAUCUUCCUUUUCAUUUAGAUGAUGUCCCCGAUCUCUUUCUUUUUACCAUUAUGCAUUUUUUAGAUUUAUAACAGUAUUACAAUUUUCUUAAAUUUGUUGUCUUGAUAUGAAGUGGAUUUAGACAAAAAAAUAUUUGUUGUAUUUUAUUAUUGAAUUCACGUAUGCAUUUAAAUCGUUAACCAUAUUUAUUAAUCGUUUCAUAUAAUAUAGGAAUCAGUCGUGGCAAAUUUUCAUGUUCUAUGUUUAAUUAGCAUCUAACAUUUCAGAACGAAGGAUCACAAUAUUUUUAGAUUACUAUUGUUGAAGCCAAGACUUCUAAUGAAGAAAAAAUAAUUACGGAUAAUGUAAUUAUUUCACUGUGUACAAAACCAUCUUUAACUUCUUAUAUUAUAUUUUCAAUAUACAAUUAAAUAAACUUGGAGGUCUUUCAUAACUGCAUUUCCUGGAAAAAGGAUAUAAAAAAGAAGAAGCAAAAUUAAAAACCAAUCUACUUUGAUGUUCAUUUUUUUACCAUUUUGUAGGGAUUCCUGUAAAAGUGUAGAAAAUAUUAUGAAUUAUGAAGUCUUUUUGUUAAAUCUAUUAAUUUAGAAGAUUUAACAGAGAUGUGGAUACCAUAUAUUGGCAGCUAGGCAAACAAAAAAUCC
Molecule: messenger RNA, 5684 nt
Organism: Mytilus trossulus (common blue mussel)
Lineage: Eukaryota; Metazoa; Mollusca; Bivalvia; Mytilida; Mytilidae
Product: myosin-4-like
Exons: 24
Coding region: 428-5062 (1544 amino acids)
Source: RefSeq, a predicted model, not a curated record